UGUUUUGAAAGAAAACCAGGUGAAAGUUAUUUUGAUCACUGCAGAAGUUUCAAUUGCUGAGAUGCGUGGCGUUGUUUUUAUCCUUUUGUCUACGAUUGCUUAUUCCUAUGGGGAUAACAUAUUAGGCUGUGGCACAAUGCCUCAUGGCUCUGUACUACCCCAUGCAGAUUGCUACAAAUUUUACUACUGCUACAAUGGAGUUACAAGCAUUUUACAAUGCCCUGUGUACUACAAAUUUAUCUCAGCAAGUGGAAAAUGUGAAUACAGUCCAGACUGUGUGCAGGAUACGGAUCCUGCUGUACCUCCUAUCAGUUCAUAUAAUCCCUGUACCACUGCAACUAACGGAAGCAACCAACCACACGAAUCUUCUUGUAAAUACUAUUACUAUUGCACAAAAGGGAUUGGUAUUUUACAGUCAUGCCCCGACGGAUGGGGAUUCAAAAAAGACGAACAAUUGUGCGUAAAAGGACAUAGUUGCCUGUAAACAAAUAAAUUUAAUUAUGGAAAGUACUUGGUUUGUUAAAAUAAAUUGUCAAUUCUAGAUA
Messenger RNA from Hermetia illucens (black soldier fly), 545 nucleotides. RefSeq lists its product as uncharacterized. Gene Ontology annotation, molecular function: chitin binding. NCBI's taxonomy places the organism in Eukaryota, Metazoa, Arthropoda, Insecta, Diptera, Stratiomyidae. The record is from RefSeq and is a predicted model, not a curated record. Gene Ontology annotation, cellular component: extracellular region. The coding region runs from base 62 to 484 and encodes 140 amino acids. The transcript is spliced from 2 exons.